AUGAAAUUAAACAAUUCUAAUAACAGCAACAGCACUACUCUAUGUGCUUUUGCUUUUAUUGCAUGUUUGAUUUGUAUUCUCUUGUCAGUCAACUCUGCCACAUGCAUGUCCUUAACUGACUUGGACACUGUAAGACGUACUCUUCUUGUAAAUGUUACUGAUAUCCCAUCCUCUGCUGCUGGUUACUUCUUUGCCCAUGGCUCCAACGCUGUUCCACUAAUUGUUGCUGGAACCACACCUGUGGCCAUGGCUGCAACCUACAAUUCCAAUCCAAGUAGUGGAAAGAUUUGUGCAUUUGGCCACAAUGGUUAUGCCACAACCUCAUCUACAACCUCUAGUUUGGGUAGUUUACUUGUUAAUUGUGCAAAAUGGGCCUCUGGCAACAAACAACAAACCAAAUAUUUACUUCAUGGUGUCAAUGGUGCUUCUUUCUAUAAUCAAAUUCCAGGUUUCGUCCAAAAUAAGACAACUAGUGCAUUCGAUACAACUAUUCUUCCAUUGGAAACAGUUGACUUGGUCAUUAUGAAUCUUAACAGUGUUGGUCAAGUUACUCCUCAAAUGCAACAAAUGAUGGAUGCGUUCUUGGCCAGAGGUGGAGGAAUUAUAGUUGUUUCCACAGCAUGGGCACACUCCUUGCAAGGAAAUCAAUUCCCUGGCAAUGUACUCUUUGCAAAACUUGGUGUCUCUUUCUAUACUUACUAUUUUGCAAGUGGUGCCUUUGUUUCCUCAUUGAAUAUUCCAAUUUCGGAUAUGAAUCCGUAUUUCAAAUUGGUUCAGAUUGAGAAUCAAUUUGCUGUGAAUGCUUCAUUAAUUCAAAGUUCUGAUGUUCAAGCUGUUGGAAAUAUGUUAUCAAAUGUUUAUGCAACUCUCCAACAACCAAUUAGUCCAAAUUCUAUUGAAACUAUUGGAAAGGCAAAAUCUGUAUACGAAUCUGUAUGUACAGGAGUUGAAAUCAAGUUUCCUGUUUCUUCCAACAUGCCUAAACUUUGCAUUUUCAUGAUUGACGUCUUGAAUGAAGCUAAAGUUUUACCAAUUGACAAUAAUCCAGAAGUUUUGGCUGGAGAACAAUUUCCAGGUUUACCAAAUAAUGGAUUGACCUAUAGAAAUGCUCCAACUGAAACAUUGAAAAUGAAUGUAUCCACAAAUAGAAAGAGAUGGCAAUGUACUGGUUUCUAUGCUUUGCCUGGAGCUACUUUGGAAGUUAUCUUGUCCAAUCCAAAGGGUGUGUCCAAUGUCAGAAUUGGUGGACACACUGAUGGAAUUGCACAUCUUGAUUCCUGGAGUAGAUGGCCAUCCAUUUCCAAAACUUUUUCAAUUAGUGCCACAACCAACUCUACUGGAACCAUUACUUGCUUGAAUGGCGGUACUAUUUAUAUUGAAGUCUCUUCAAUUCCACUCUCUGUUGAUGUGACAGUUAUUGGACAAGUUGUUAAAACUCCAUUUUUCAAGGAUGGAAUUCACACCGAUCAAGAAUGGAACAGCACCAUUAGAAAUUAUCCAGGACCAUGGGUUGAGAUUGAAUCAGAACAUUUUGCUUUCAAUGUACAAGCCACUCCAACAGCCAGACAGUUGUCAGAAGUUUCGACUGUGGCCAAAUAUUGGGGAAAUGUUGUGGCCAUGUAUUAUGAACUAUCUCAAAGACAAACAAGAGAUUAUAAGGAAAGAAUGCAAGCUGAUAUUCAAAUAUCUGCUGGCUAUAUGCAUUCAGGGCUAUCCUUUUAUGACUUUUCUAGAUCAGAACGUUGGAACUAUUCUUCCAGACGUUGGGGUCAUUACCACGAAUUGGGACACAAUUUCCAAGAAGGUGCCUGGACAUACGAUCAAUCUGGUGAAGUAACAUGCAACAUCUUCAGUCUCUACCUUGAGGAACACUAUCCAGACAGUGCCAACACCUAUGGUAAAGGUUUCAAUCCACCAAGAGGACUCGAAACAACCUACAAGGGUAACACACAACCAUUUAAGGGUGAUUGGACAAGUGCUGGAUUGCUCUUCUACUUGGAUUUGAUUCAAGCAUUUGGUUGGGUUGCCAUCAGGAAGACCUUUGUUGAUUAUCAAAAGAAUGGACCACAACCACAGAAUGACGAUCAGAAAAGAGAUCAAUGGAUGACGAGAUUUAGUAAAGUGGUCGGGAGAAAUUUGGGACCAUUUUGUGAUGCUUGGAGUUUUCCAGUGAGUGACGCUGCCAAGGCCAGUAUUUCAAAUUUGACAGCUUGGAUGCCAAAUGAUAUGAUUGUUGGAUGUGGUGUUGCUCCAUAUGAAGAUUCACCUUGUGCUUCAUUGGAUCUUUUGGAUACCAUGUUUGGUAAGGAUACAACCUACCAAGUUAAGAUUACAACUUGGACACCAGUGAGACAUUUCUAUGGAGAAAAGUUUGUUUUCACAUUCAGUGGAUCUUCCAUUCCACUCCUCAACAAUGGAACUUUGAAAAUUACAAUGGUAGAAGGAACAGCUUUGAAUUCCACUGCCAUCGUGUCAAAUUCUCCAAAACAAGGAACUGUUUCAAUCACCAUUCCAGUUGUUGAAUUUAUGAAAUCAGGACAAACUAUCAAAUUCACCUUCCAAGCCAAGAAUAAUCCUCAAAUUGGUUCAUUCAUUACAAAAAUCAAAGUUCUCGAUCAAAAGGGAACUCUUGUAAAUACUCCUGAAAGACCUUUGGAAUUUGUGAAUGCAAUUACUUUGGAAUCAUCAAAUCCAAUGCCAUCUACUUCCAAUGGAAGAAAUGCUCAAGUGAGUGGUGCAUUGAUGUGGAAUUACGAUAUUGCCUUAUUUGUAUUCUGCAUUUUACUUUUCACUCAAUUAUUGUAA
This is a messenger RNA of Naegleria gruberi, 2805 nucleotides long. RefSeq lists its product as uncharacterized. NCBI's taxonomy places the organism in Eukaryota, Heterolobosea, Eutetramitea, Acrasida, Naegleriidae. The record is from RefSeq and is a predicted model, not a curated record. The transcript is spliced from 2 exons. The coding region runs from base 1 to 2805 and encodes 934 amino acids.